AAUACAGUGCCCAACGUGAGCAACGCCGCCGCCACUGCUGUGCUAGCGAUCCGGGAGAUCGAUUUGGGGCCAAUUUGCCGUAGUUCGUAGUCUUAGAGGUGCCAAGCCACCGCCGCUGAGAGAGAGAUGCCGCCCAAGCGCCCGCCACCGCUCGUGCCAAAGAAGCCGAAUCCCAGCAUGAACUAUGAGGUGUUAAUCUACCUCAACUCUUUCUACUUCGGGAUGUUCGCAUGCUGUGAAAUGGCCAUGGGUCUGCUGAAGGCCAUCAAUCUCAGCUACACCGGCCAUACCCUUGCGCUGGACUCGGCGGUAAUGGUUAGCUUCAUUGUCUUCGAGACGAUCCGCCUGAUAAUGGGACGCAUGAGUUCUUUGGCCGACCGAGGUUGGUCAGCCAUACUUUCGGUCUUCAUGACCGCUCCAUGCUUCUUGGGUGUGUCCUAUUUGCUGCUGAUGCAGACAUACAGACUGCGCCUGGAGUACUGCCUGUGCACGCUGCAGAUUGCCCUUUACCUGACCGAAGUGUGGUACGCCAUCGUCUUCGUUUUCUCACUGUGUCGUCCAGUAACUUAUGAUUAGUCAUCACCAGCCACUGAUGGAGAUGAAGAUGAACAUUUAUAUGUGGUGAUUAGCAAAGUGUUAGCAAUAUACAAAAAGAUCGGAUCAGAAAAUUAAACAAAAUGCAUUAAAAAUGAAGUGAGAAACCGCAGAAGCAUCUAAAUUGCUAACUUGCUCAUGCCCGAGGAGGAGGAGGAUGGAAACCUAACCAAGCAGAACAGAAACAAAAGAAAAAAGAACAUAUGUAGCAUAUAUUAAUACCUAAAGGAUAAGAUUUAUGAUAACAUACAACACACACAUACAUAUAUAUACAUAUACUUAACGGUUUUAUAUACAAAAAUUGUUAACAUUUAAGCAUCAAUUGGAACCAAUAUAAGACAACAAAAAAAAGAAAGCAAGAAAAGCUAAGAAAACUUAAACUUG
This is a messenger RNA of Drosophila serrata, 978 nucleotides long. RefSeq names its product transmembrane protein 216. NCBI's taxonomy places the organism in Eukaryota, Metazoa, Arthropoda, Insecta, Diptera, Drosophilidae. The record is from RefSeq and is a predicted model, not a curated record. Gene Ontology annotation, cellular component: ciliary transition zone. Gene Ontology annotation, biological process: non-motile cilium assembly.